UGCGCACUAGCUUCUACCUCACCUUUUUCCGCCAGUUACUUUUGAAUUUACUUCCCUCUUCAACCACUGAAUGUUUUAAACCUACGUUUCUUCGUCAAAUGAGGGGCGGCCAUCUGUAUAUAAUUGUUUUAGCGACUGUUUACACGCUCGUCUGUCCUCUGUGUUGUCGAAAUGUGAGCUCGGUUGAGACUCGGACGAAGUUAAACGGCUCUGCGGUUGAUUUCCACUCGUUCAGAGAGCAGUUUCACCGCAGGUAUGAAGUCACCAGCGAGGAAUUUAAGCGCCGUCAUCUCUAUUUUCAGAAUGCUACAGGGCGGCACGCAUACCUGAACUCACUCUCCGCAGGACCACAGUCCGCCAAGUAUGGCAUCAACCGGUUCUCUGACCUCUCACAGAAGGAAUUCAGAGAUCUCUACCUCCGAGCGAGCGCUGACAGAGCUCCUCUCUUCUCUGGACUGAAGACAGAGCGGCUCCCAGCCAAAUUUGACUGGAGGGACAAAGCAGUGGUGGCGCCGGUCCAGAACCAAGAAGCAUGUGGGAGCUGUUGGGCAUUUAGCGUGGUUGGUGCCAUGCAGUCUGUCCAUGCCAUAGGAGGCUCGCAGCUGGAGCAGCUCAGUGUGCAGCAGGUUCUGGACUGCUCCUACAAAAAUGAGGGCUGCAGUGGAGGCUCCACGUUACGGGCCCUGAGUUGGUUAAAGCAAACCAGAGUGAAAGUGGUGCCUUGGUCAGAGUACCCCUACAAAGCCAAGACGGGGAUCUGCCAUUUUUUCUCUCAGUCACAUGACGGUGUUGCUGUGAAGAACUUCAUUGCUCAUGACUUCAGCGGUCGAGAGGAGGCAAUGAUGGGUCAGCUGGUGGAGUGCGGUCCCUUGGCAGCUAUCGUGGAUGCUGUCAGCUGGCAGGAUUACCUGGGUGGAAUCAUCCAGCACCACUGCUCCAGCCAAUGGUCUAACCAUGCUGUCCUGGUAGUUGGAUACAACACUAUGGGGGAUGUUCCAUACUGGAUUGUGCAGAACUCCUGGGGAACCACAUGGGGCGAUGAGGGUUAUGUUUAUAUAAAAAUCGGUGGAAACGUUUGUGGUAUUGCAGAUUCUGUGGCGGCAGUUCUCCUUUGACGAGAUUGUGUGUAUCUGUGUCAUUGUAUGUGUUUGUGUGAGUGUGCUGCCAAAAUUAAAUCAAUUAUCUGUU
Molecule: messenger RNA, 1188 nt
Organism: Epinephelus moara (kelp grouper)
Lineage: Eukaryota; Metazoa; Chordata; Actinopteri; Perciformes; Serranidae
Gene: ctso
Product: cathepsin O
Exons: 8
Coding region: 99-1115 (338 amino acids)
Cellular component (GO): lysosome
Molecular function (GO): cysteine-type endopeptidase activity
Source: RefSeq, a predicted model, not a curated record